Molecule: messenger RNA, 1268 nt
Organism: Carassius auratus (goldfish)
Lineage: Eukaryota; Metazoa; Chordata; Actinopteri; Cypriniformes; Cyprinidae
Exons: 5
Coding region: 197-1162 (321 amino acids)
Biological process (GO): lipid transport; lipoprotein metabolic process
Cellular component (GO): extracellular region; membrane
Molecular function (GO): lipid binding
Source: RefSeq, a predicted model, not a curated record
UGGCCCGUUUUCUGCUUCCGGAAGUUCUCAGUGGAGAGUUCCGCUAUAAACUGCGCGAGCGUCGCUGUGAUCUGCUGUAAAUCUCAAUCGUGGUCAAAAAGAUCCCCUCUGAGGCCAAAACAGAUAAUGGUGUAAGGAUCCACCCACCGGCUCCUGGUUGAAGCUCCUUCUGCUUGAAGUAAACUUAUCCCAAGAAAUGGAUCGCCAUCCCCAGCUGUCUGAAUCCGGUGAUGACAGCGAUGGUUCAGAUAAGAGUAUUGAACUUCCUCCUGUAUUUAACUGUGCUGGGAGUAAACCAGAGGAGAUAAUACAGUGGAAACUUCAAACUGUUGAUUCUUUCAAAAGAUCCUCUGAGGAACUAAAGUCAGAAUAUGAAAGAAAUCUCCCCACACUCAGUGGUCAAAUAAAGAAACUGAAUGACAUCGCUGAUGAGAUUGAAUCUGUGCACAAGAAAGCUACAGUGGGCAGUUUGGCUGGAUCAUCAGUUGUAGUAGUAGCUGGAGCAAUCGCUGUACUAGUGGGUCUGGCUUUAGCUCCAUUCACAUUAGAAGCUUCUUUGUGUGUUAUUGUUGUUGGAACUGUUGCUGGAGCAGCUGGAGGAGUAACACGUGCAGCAUCAAUCACUAACAUGCUCAAGCAAAGAAAACUACGUCCGACUGUUGAGAAGAUCAUCAGUGAUUUCCUGGAGAUACUCAAACCAAUGACUGAGCAUCUGAAUAUAAUUUCUAACAUCACUGCAGAUGUUCAACUGAAUAAUGAGAUAUUAAGUAAGCUGCAGUUUCAGACACCAGUAAGAGGUUUUGAUGAUGUAUUUAAUACUGCAAAAGCAGCUGAUGUGGCUCUAGUUGGAAAAUAUUGUGCAGAGGCUGCCAAAGAAAUCUGUGUGUAUGAGAAGACUGUCAGAGCUGUACGUGAUCCUGCAAAGGCUGCCAGAACUAAGCGUAAAGCAGCAGCAGCCGCUGGCAAACUCUCAGUUCUGUUUCCUGCUUCUAUUGUUCUAGAUUUAAUAGAGAUCUUUGAAAUGAAUCAACCAGCAAAAGAGAGAAAAGCAGAAGAAAUCAAAUCACAAACUCUGAAGUUUAUUAAUCACACGAGACAAACAGCUUCUCAAUUUCAGGAGACUCUAGAUAAAAUUAAAUAUGUCAUAAACACUUUUAGUUAAAUGUUUAUAAACAGCACACCUCUCAGGCCCAGAGAUCAAUGAUCACACAGUUAUUAAAAAAAGAAAGGAAAAAUGACAACAUGGCUUUUUUAUAUACUAUAUAUAU